UAAGAGUAGAGGAGCAAGAGCAGUAGCAGUGGUAGUAGACCAGGAGGACGGAGGAGGGAGGAGGGAGGAGGGAGGAGGGUGGUGGAAUGGCAAGCCUGGAUGCUUGUCUGAUAUGAUCUGUGUUUUGGAGAAAAACAAAAGACAGGAGGCAGAGGGAGGAAAAAGAAAGCAAAAGCAGUAAAAAGUGAUCGCGGCUCAGAAUCCUCUCCAUCACUUUCUUUGCAGGAAAGAAAGGAUUCUGUAGUUGGUAGUUUAUGGAGGUCAUUUCUACUUGUUGUUCUUCCUAUUGUCACCAGAGCUUCUUCCUUUAAGUACACCACCGUUUCCUUUCCUGGGGAAGACCGCAAUCCUUAAAACACACGCUCUCUCUCUCUUUCUCUCUCUCCGGCUCCUGCUUUUUCUUUUGCUUCUGUUGCGAGGUGUCCUCUCUCGUAUUCUUUCUUCCUCUUUAUUCGUUCGAUGAGCAACGCUUGCGACGUGUGGAGAUGAGUGAAAUGGCUGAAAAUUUUGGAAGAAGAACCCCCUCCGUCAGAGAAGUUGAACAGGCCAUUACAGCUUUGAAGAAGGGUGCACAUCUUCUCAAGUGUGGGAGGAGAGGGAAGCCUAAAUUCUGUCCUUUCAGGCUCUCAACAGAUGAGAAAAGUUUAAUUUGGUAUUCUGGAGAGAAGGAAAAACACUUGAAUUUAAAUUCUGUCUCCAAAUUAGUCCCCGGACAGCAAACUGCAAACUUUCUGCGUCAGAAUCAGGCAGAUAAAAAGAUUCAGUCAUUUUCACUUGUAUACGAAAAUGGUCAACGUUCACUCGACUUGAUAUGCAAAGACAAAGAACAAGCUGAAUCUUGGUGCCUAGGUUUGACGGCCUUGGUAUCAACAUCUCAUCAACCAAGAUCUUUGGCUCAUGUGAGAAGCAGCAGAUGGGCACACAGUUGUGUGAAUAGCCCUGCUAAGUAUGCUUCCACAAAUCAUAGACUAGGUAUACUCCAGGGUUCAGCUAAAUUAGCAAAGGUGCACAGUUUAUAUGGUAGUCCUGCUCGAUCUGUGCUGGAUAAGCAUUUGUCAGAUAGAAUGCUGGGCUCAUCUGAUGAAUUCUACUCUCCUAGACAAAGAACAUUAUCGGAUAUACAAUCUUAUUUGGAUAAGAUAUUACCUCGCCUGCCCCAUGUGGUCUCCUACGGUGAUGAGGAUAAGAUAGAAUCUAACUUGAGUAAGGGACAGAGAAUGCAUCCAGUCUCUAAGCUCAGCUCAUCCGAUCAUGAAUCUCCCAAGUUAUAUAUCAAUGAUGGUUUAAAAGAUGUCUUCAUCUGGGGCAAAGGAGUAGGAGGUGUAUUAGGUGGUGGUAUUGAUUCUUCAUUUCCCAGGCUAUUGGAUUCGACCAGAGCACUUGACGUGCGGAACGUAUCCUGUGGUGAGAAUCAUGCUGCUUUAGUUACUAAACAGGGUGAAGUCUUCUGUUGGGGUUUGGAAAAUGGUGGAAGAUUGGGACAUAAGGUCAACAUGGAUGUUCCUUGUCCUAAACUUGUUGAGUCUCUUACCGGUAUCUGUAUACAGAAAGUUGUUUGCGGGGCACAGUGCACUUUUGCUAUUGCACAUUCUGGUGAACUUUAUGUGUGGGGUGACAGCAACCAUGGCCUUGGGCUUUCUGGUGAUAGGGGCAACAGGAGCCAGUGGUUUCCCCACACAAUCUCUGGUCCUUUAGAUGAUAUAUGUAUAUCAAGGGUAGCAUGUGGCGAGUGGCACACAGCUAUAGUUUCUUCCUCUGGGCAGUUGUUCACAUAUGGGGAUGGAACAUUUGGUGUUCUUGGUCAUGGCAAUGUGCAGAGUCUCUCUCGACCGAAAGAGGUCGAGUCCUUGAAAGGGUUACGAGUCAAGUCAGUUGCAUGUGGACCAUGGCACACUGCUGCUGUUGUGGAAAUCAUGGUCGGUCGUGUUAAAGGCAAUACUCCUGGUGGUAAGUUAUUUACUUGGGGCGACAACGAUAAAGGGAGACUCGGUCAUGCAGAUAAGGACAGGAAGCUUACACCAACUUGCGUUGCUUCACUUGUGGAUUGUGAUUUUGUUCAAGUGACCUGUGGAACUACGUUAACUGUUGCACUUACAGUUACCGGCAUAGUCUUUACCAUGGGAAGUUCUGCAAAUGGGCAGUUAGGAAAUCCUCAAGCUGAGGAUGUUUCGAUAACAAGGGUUGAAGGGUUGCUUAAAACGGAGUAUGUUAAGGAGAUAUCUGCAGGUUCUUUUCAUGUGACGGUGUUGACAACAAAGGGAAAAGUGUAUGCUUGGGGAAGGGGUGGAAAUGGACAACUUGGAUUAGGUGACAAUAAAGACAGAAACUCUCCGACUCCAGUGGAGUCCUUGGAAGAUAGGCAUGUUGAAAGUAUAGCAUGUGGUUCCAAUUUCACGGUCAUAACAUGUUUGCAUAAAUUUAUCUCAAGCAAGGACCAAUCGAUAUGCACAGGAUGCAGAAUGGUUUUUGGGUUUGCAAGGAAGAAGCAUAAUUGCUACAAUUGUGGUUUUAUGUUCUGCCACCACUGUAGCAGCAAGAAGGCCAUGAAUGCAGCUUUAGCACCUAGUAGGUGCAAGCGAUAUCGUGUUUGCAAUUCGUGCUUCACUCAGCUGCAAAAGAUUUCGGAUACCCGAAUGAACACAGAAACUUCAACCCCUAGACCAUUGCUACUGACAACCGAGGUAGCAAUAAAGAGAGAACAUUCAUUCAUUGCUGGAGAAAGAUCAUUUCAGCAUAAAUUAUUGGCUUUUGAGGAAACUAAACCAGUGGAAGUAGAUGCAGAGUCUAUACGAGAAAAAAGGCAUAAUCAACAUUUGAGCUCACCAUUGAUAACAAUUCGAAGAUGGGGACAUGUGCCUCGGCCCUUGCAGUUCCUUGAACAUGCUAAAGAGAACUCCUUGAAGGUGGUCCCUAUAUCUGGACAAGAAAAUUCUGAUAUUAUGCUACCCAAAGCUAGCAGCUUAAGAAAAGAUUUAGAUAGUGUUGAUAAGGUACUCAGAGAAGAACUAUUGCGACUGCAAACUGAGGCAAUGUCCCUCACUCAAAAAUGCCAAAGUAGAAGUCAGAAGCUCCAACAGUGUAAACGCAAAAUAGAGGAAACCUGGCUGCUGGCAAAGGAUGAAGCUGAAAAGUGCAAGGCGGCAAAUGCUGUAAUUAAGAUUCUAACGAGCCAGAUGAAUGCUUUAACAGAGAAGAUUUCAUCAAGAAGACAAACAAGUAGAUCCACCAUGGAGGCUGUCAGCACAUGUCACGAAACAAAGUUUCCGGUGCCUGAAGGUGAAAAGUUGGUAUCUAGUAGCCGUCAUCAGAAUAAAGAUGUAAAUGAAAGCAUCAAGCAUCAGACUUGCACAAGCUCAUCCAAUGAUGCACCAUUAGCUGCGACGAGUGCAAAAGACUGCAAACCUAAAGAAUCAAAGGAUGAAUGGGUUGAGCAAGUCGAAGUUGGUGUAUAUAUUACCUUCAUUACUUUGCCAAAUGGCCAGAAGGGCCUCAAGCGUGUGAGGUUUAGUCGGAAGCAUUUUAGCGAGAAGGAAGCCGAGAAAUGGUGGGAGGAGAAUCAGAGGAAAGUAUAUUUAAAGUACAACAUCCAAAGGAUCAUUACACCAUCUACAAGUAAAAUAGGCAAUUAAAUUGUAUAUGAAGCCAGGUUGUAGUUGGAAGUUUGGAACAUCAAGUAUAUAGUGAUAGCAUGAACAACAAACCAAGCCAAUUCUCCUUGGCAUUUGCAUGUCAUCCAUGUUGGGCCAUUGUGUUGUCAAGAUUAUGUGGAUGGCUUCAUUUUGACUAUUUCUGGGAGCUUUAAUAUGCUUCAAAGGAAGAUGGAUUAGGAUGCUUUCUCGGAGGAGACAUGCUUGCUUAUGGUGCAGAUCAGGCAUUUUCUGUUUUAUGCAUCAAUGAAUGUUAAAAUUAGUGAUGACCUACAAUCUCUUAAAUUGUAAAGUUAUAUUACUCCAAAUUAAAUGAAAAUAUUAGAGUUCCCCUCA
This is a messenger RNA of Musa acuminata AAA Group (dessert banana), 3983 nucleotides long. Its product is annotated as PH, RCC1 and FYVE domains-containing protein 1. Gene Ontology annotation, molecular function: metal ion binding. NCBI's taxonomy places the organism in Eukaryota, Viridiplantae, Streptophyta, Magnoliopsida, Zingiberales, Musaceae. The record is from RefSeq and is a predicted model, not a curated record. The transcript is spliced from 9 exons. The coding region runs from base 486 to 3629 and encodes 1047 amino acids.